UAGAGAGAGAGAGAGAGAGAGAGAGAGAGAGAGAGAGAGUAAUUCUCUUCUCUUUAAACUAUUCUGUUCUGCAGCAAUCUCUCUGUUUGAGAGAGAGAGAGAGAGAGAGAGAGAGAGAGAGAGAGAUGAGUAGUAGUGUAUUAAUACGAUUGGUAAUUAUAGUAAUUAGUAUUAAUAUUCUAUUAACAAAUGCGGAGAAAAGGUGUGAUCUGUUCCAAGGAAGGUGGGUGUUGAGCGGCGGAGGAGGCUCCGACUAUUCAUCGUGUCCGUUCAUUCAGAAGGAGUUCAAUUGCAUCAACAAUGGCCGCUCCGAUCACUUGUACCUUAAGUACAGCUGGCAACCCCAUUCCUGCAACUUAUCCAGAUUUGAUGGGGUAGAGUUGUUGAGGAAAUACAAAGGGAAAAGCAUAAUGUUUGUGGGAGACUCCCUCAGCCGAAACCAAUGGCUCUCACUCAUAUGUAUGCUUUACACCGCCGUGCCCGAGACCAAGUACACCGCCACCACAUCCGCCGACCUCUCUACCUUCACUUUUACGGAGUUUGGAGUGAAAGUGAUGCUGGAUCAUAGUGUAUAUCUGGUGGAUGUGGUGAGAGAAGCUAAAGGUAGAAUAUUGAAAUUGGAUUCAAUUCAAGGUGGGAAAAGGUGGUUGGGAAUGGACAUGCUCAUCUUCAACACGUGGCAUUGGUGGAAUCGUCGAGGCCCAACCCAACCAUGGGAUUAUAUUGAAGUAGGGGGAGAGCUAUACAAAGACAUGGAUAGGGUUGUUGCUUUCGAGAAAGCAUUAAACACAUGGGCUAAUUGGGUUGACACGAACAUUGAUCCUACCAUCACCAAAGUUUUCUUUCAAGGAAUUUCUCCUUCUCAUUACAAUGGGAGUGCAUGGAACGAGCCGGGAGCGAAAUCGUGUGUGGGGCAGAAAGAGCCGGUGGUGGGAUCGACGUAUCCAGGUGGAUUGCCGGCAGCACUAACGGUACUGAAGAAAGUACUUACGAGCAAAAUAAAGAAAGUACGAGUAGAAUUACUCGACGUAACAAAUCUAUCAUUGCUAAGGAAAGACGGACACCCUUCCAUUUACGGACUCGGAGCAAUGGAUUGCAGCCAUUGGUGCCUGCCAGGUGUACCUGAUACUUGGAAUCUUAUUCUUUACAACCUCAUCAUUCUUUAAUUAAUUAUUUAAAUAUA
Erythranthe guttata (spotted monkey flower) is the source of this 1183-nucleotide messenger RNA. RefSeq names its product protein trichome birefringence-like 41. Lineage: Eukaryota; Viridiplantae; Streptophyta; Magnoliopsida; Lamiales; Phrymaceae. The record is from RefSeq and is a predicted model, not a curated record. Gene Ontology annotation, molecular function: O-acetyltransferase activity. Gene Ontology annotation, cellular component: Golgi apparatus.